AUGGCCAAACUAAUGAUUCUGAAGUUUGCUCGUCCUGCUCUUAGAAAUGUCGUAACCGAGUCCAGAUCCAGCAGAGGCCCAACUGAUUUGGAUUUUUGCUCAUUGUGGCCUAAGUCGUUGAUCAUACGAGUGACCACCAUUGCGGGUGGGAAAUCAAAUAUCCCUGGCUACAGGGAUGGCCCCAGUGAAGAUGCGAAGUUCUCUACAGAUUUUGACGUGGUGUAUGUGAAGAAAAUGUGCUCUCUUCUGGUUAUUGACCGUGGAAAUGCAGCCCUUAGGAAGAUUUCUCUUCCACAAGAAGACUGUACUUACCAGGAUUCUGCACUCCUAUCUUCAGAUCUCAUAUUGGUCAUUGGUGCUGUUGUGGCUGGAUAUAUCUUUUCUGGUUUCCAACAUGGGUUUGGAUUCUCAGGCUCCGAGAAGGUAGAGGCACCUGAAAAUGAGCAGCACGAGAGCAGCACAAUUGGGAAGCCACCUCUGGUUGUGGAGAGCCUGAAAGAGGAACCAGGAGCUGGAUGGCCAUCCCUCGGGACGCUUAUUGCUGAUCUCCUGAAACUUGCUAUUGAGGGAGUGGGGAAACUACUUCUCAGUGUCGUCCCUCAACGCAUGCAUGCAACCUGGGAAGAGGAAAACAGAUCUCACUCCGCUCAGGGACAGGCUGCAGCAAAGGCCCAGAAGAGCACCAAGUCAUCCAAGUUCAGGGAUUCGACCCUGUCAAGCAAGCACAGGUCCUCUAAGAGGCAGGAAUACGCAGACUUCUAUGGCACCUCUGAGCCCGCCCCCGUAGGUGCCAAGGUCCCAAAGGACAGGCUCCGCCACCGUCUUCACCACCGUGAGAAGAGCGGGGAGGUCGCCUACGGGGCCGCCGCCCAUCCUGAGCUGAAGCCCGCGGAAGCGAAGCCUGCUGAUUACAGUGAUCCGAAAUGCUGCCGAGAGUGGCUACAGUUAGAUGUAUCCAUCCAUGCCUGCCUGUGGGUUGCUUGA
Molecule: messenger RNA, 984 nt
Organism: Miscanthus lutarioriparius
Lineage: Eukaryota; Viridiplantae; Streptophyta; Magnoliopsida; Poales; Poaceae
Source: the annotation of a GenBank genome assembly